Molecule: messenger RNA, 1857 nt
Organism: Rhincodon typus (whale shark)
Lineage: Eukaryota; Metazoa; Chordata; Chondrichthyes; Orectolobiformes; Rhincodontidae
Gene: rtcb
Product: RNA 2',3'-cyclic phosphate and 5'-OH ligase
Exons: 12
Coding region: 1-1512 (503 amino acids)
Biological process (GO): tRNA splicing, via endonucleolytic cleavage and ligation
Cellular component (GO): tRNA-splicing ligase complex; nucleus
Molecular function (GO): RNA ligase (ATP) activity
Source: RefSeq, a predicted model, not a curated record
AUGGCCAGGCCAGACGUGGGAAGGGAAUUUGGAUCCAGGAAUAUCAGACUAGCAGAGAAAGAUGGAACUGAUUUUCCUGUGUUCCAGGUGGAAGGGGUGUUUUAUGUCAAUGAUACCCUGGAGAAAUUGAUGUUUGAGGAGCUGCGAAAUUCAUGUCGUGGAGGAGGUGUGGGUGGUUUCAUGCCAGCCAUGAAGCAGAUUGGAAAUGUGGCAGCAUUGCCAGGGAUUGUUCACAAAUCCAUUGGACUCCCUGAUGUCCAUUCAGGUUAUGGGUUUGCAAUUGGAAACAUGGCUGCCUUUGACACGAAUAAUCCUGAUGCCGUGGUAUCACCAGGUGGUGUGGGUUUUGACAUCAACUGUGGAGUGCGUUUGUUGCGUACCAACCUUGAUGAAGGGGAUGUGCAGCCAGUAAAGGAACAACUGGCUCAGGCCAUGUUUGACCACAUUCCUGUAGGAGUCGGAUCCAAGGGAGUUAUCCCAAUGGGUGCCAAAGACUUAGAAGAAGCUUUGGAGAUGGGAGUGGAUUGGUCACUGAGGGAAGGCUAUGCCUGGGCUGAGGAUAAAGAGCACUGUGAAGAAUAUGGUAGAAUGCUGCAAGCAGAUCCUUCCAAGGUUUCUGCAAAGGCCAAAAAGAGAGGAUUGCCUCAGCUGGGCACUCUGGGUGCUGGAAACCACUAUGCUGAGAUUCAGGUGGUGGAUGAAAUCUACAAUGACUAUGCAGCUCGUAAAAUGGGCAUUGACCACAAAGGCCAAGUGUGUGUCAUGAUUCACAGUGGGAGCAGAGGUUUUGGACACCAGGUUGCAACAGAUGCCCUAGUGGCUAUGGAGAAAGCCAUGAAGAGAGAUAAUAUUAUUGUCAAUGACAGGCAGCUGGCGUGUGCCAGGAUCAAUUCCCAAGAAGGUCAGGACUAUCUCAAAGGCAUGGCAGCAGCUGGAAACUAUGCCUGGGUGAAUCGUUCCUCUAUGACCUUCCUGUCAAGACAGGCAUUCGCCAAAGUCUUCAACACUACACCAGAUGAUCUGGAUAUGCAUGUGAUUUAUGAUGUGUCUCACAACAUAGCCAAAGUGGAGGAGCAUGUGGUGGAUGGGAAACAGAAAACACUGCUAAUCCACAGGAAGGGUUCCACUCGGGCCUUUCCGCCACACCACCCUCUUAUACCAGUCGAUUAUCAGUUGACUGGACAACCUGUUUUGAUUGGUGGAACCAUGGGAACCUGUAGCUAUGUCCUUACUGGCACCGAACAAGGCAUGACAGAAACUUUUGGAACCACCUGCCAUGGGGCGGGGAGAGCUUUGUCACGUGCAAAAUCCCGACGUAACCUUGAUUUCCAGGAUGUGCUGGAUAAACUCGCAGAUAUGGGGAUUGCUAUUCGUGUUGCUUCACCCAAACUUGUGAUGGAAGAAGCACCUGAAUCCUACAAGAAUGUAACUGAUGUUGUGAAUACAUGUCAUGACGCUGGGAUCAGCAAAAAAGCUAUUAAACUGCGACCUAUUGCAGUUAUAAAAGGCUGAUGAAGGUUUCUUCAUGAUGGGCCAAAUUUGGAAAAGUGCUUUGGAUGGGCUGCUGCCUUUUUUUUAAAUAAAAAUAGUUUACCUAUUUGAAAGAUCUUUUAUUUUUAGGUUUAUCGUGCAACACAUACAGAAUUAAGUAUUGUUCCACUUACAUUUCGGAAAAUCUGAAAUUGCAUCAAAUGUUGUUAGUAGCUUGUUUAUUUUGGUGAGUUGUACUUUUUUGUGCAUAUCUCUGCAGCUAAAUUUGCAGAAUGUUUCACCUUAAUUUGGUAAAGCAGGAGUUGUGAUUUUAAAAAUCACAAUGCAGUGGCUAGAUCUACAAUAAAUUGGAAGAGUCAAACCUUG